Molecule: messenger RNA, 1658 nt
Organism: Diatraea saccharalis (sugarcane borer)
Lineage: Eukaryota; Metazoa; Arthropoda; Insecta; Lepidoptera; Crambidae
Source: the annotation of a GenBank genome assembly
AUAGUUCACAAUCACCACGUGCCCUCUCGUCGCACGUCCUCACACGAAACCACAAUGAAACUCCUGGUCGCUGUCUGUGCUGUGCUGUCUCUUGCGACAGCUCUUCCUCAGAGGAGAGCGUCGUUGAAACCCGAGCAGCAAAUAGCAGAUGAUCAACAGACAGCCGAACAGAACUAUCAGAACUACCAACCACAACAACAAGAUUACAGACCGCAACAACAGGAGUACAGACAAGCCAAGCCCAUCGAUGACUUCAGACCUAAAGUGCAGUUGGAAACUACCACUUUCAUCCCAAUCAUUCGGUUCGAUAAAGAACAAGGCACCGAUGGAAGUUACAAGACUGCAUACGAAACCGGCAACAACAUUCUAGCUGAAGAGUCCGGUUAUUUGAAACCAGUUGACGAUAGCCACGAUGCGUUGGUCCAGUCAGGAUCUUACUCGUACACCGCACCUGAUGGUCAAGUCAUCACCGUGGAGUAUACCGCUGACGAAUUGGGAUUCAGAGUCAAGGGCGACCAUAUCCCCACCCCUCCUCCAGUGUCUCCCGAAAUCCAAAAGGGUCUUGAUCUCAUUUACGCCGGCAUUAAAGCUAAUCAGGAGCGUGCUGCCAUAGAAGUUAAGAACAACCCUGAAGCAGCCAGAGAUCUUGAAGAGAAAGCAGCGUUGGACUACAAAGGUCAUUACUACCAGCAAUAAACAUGCAGCAGAUUUGUAUAAAACCACAUUUUAAAGAAAAUUCAAAUGUGAAAGUUUCACAAUAAUUAUAAGAUUGUUAUCACUUGCAGCAUUUUUCUGUUAGAAAUAUAGCGUUUUAGAGAGCGCUGUAUCAGCAUUAAAGGGUCAAGCAAAUGAAACCUAAGUAGGUUUUAUAUAAUUGAAUUCCUGAUGCUAUGCUUAACGUUGUAUUUUUAAAGAAUAUCAAAGCUGUACUGCUCUAUAAGCCAUAGUGUUUUGUUGUUAUGAUUUAUGAUUACGUGAUUAAGAGUAUUUGAUUGAUAGAACUUUGGACAUAGAUUCGAGAAGAUACUUGCGGCAAUUAAGGCCCGUUUCCCUGUCAAACUUUACUCACUCUUGCAUUACACUAAUAGAUACACGCUGUUAUUGUGAGAUUGAACAGGAAUAAAAGUGUUUAGCAUGAAAUUUUAAAAGUGGGCCUUAUUAUAAAGCCACUGUUAAUCUCCACAGGUACCUAAAUGUAUAUAAGUUACUGACUGAAGCGUGUUAUAAUUAUAUUUCUGACGUGAAUGUCAAAAAUAAAUCUCGCUAUUGUGAUUCUAUUUGCCCAUUCACAGUUAUACGUGAAGAGAUAUCGCAUCGCAUUUGUGUAAUCAGGAUGUUUCUGUAGAGUAUCACUAUCAUCUAAUACUGACUAUGAUCUAAUCAAACAGCAAAACAUGUGUCGAUUUACAAAAGGAUAGCAAAUUGCCUGUUAAUUGUAAAUAAUUAGGGUUAGAUGACAUCAUUUUGUUACUGUAUUCUUUGAAAAGUGUUGUUACUAAUUGAAAAUGCAAUCCAUAAGUUAUCCCACGCGUCUUAGAAAAAUGUGAUAAAGCUAGCAUAUGAUGGAGUAAAGUAUUUACUAUACUUAUUUCCUAACUUUUGUAUAUACUCUUAUAAUUUAUGUCUAUUUUUGUACGAAUAAAACGUUAUCAUAGUUU